AAUGCAAAGCUGAUUAGUAAAAGCCCCAUCCCUACGGAAUAUAGGCAGGCCUGCAUUUAUCUGGUGUCAAAAAGUUAGACCCAAUUUAGAACCAAAUUCGCUAUCUAAAUCGCUACUCGACUCAGUCCAAUGAACAACGUGACUGUCUCAAACCCCCAUGCCCCCCCACCCCCAAAAAAUAAAAUAAAAAUAAGGUCCAUUUUGUUGAAAAAUAAACAACGUUCCGUGCGAGAACGAGGGAAAUUUUAUAGGAGCGAAAUGAGCCAAAGCACAGACCCACCCCCUUCCCUACAAACUUGUUCUAUCACAAUCUCUGAAUUCGUCUUUAAUCCAUACAAAAGAAAAGGACUAUUAUAGUUUACAUUUGAAUAUUCAUCUCAUUCAUGGAUCUAAGCCAGCCCGUAGAAGAAAACUAUGCCAAUCCCAAAACAUGCUUCUUUCACGUCCUCUUCAAGGCCUCGGCUUUGGCAUUUUACAUGCUUUCAACGCUGUUUGCGGAUAGUUUUGUUAUCAUCUUUGUGAUCACCGUCGUGCUUGCUGCACUUGAUUUUUGGGUGGUCAAGAAUGUUAGCGGCCGUAUAUUGGUAGGGCUUAGGUGGUGGAAUGAAAUAAAUGAGCAAGGUGAGAGCAUAUGGAGAUUUGAGUGCCUUGACCACGAGUCCUUAGCUCGUAUUAACCAAAAGGAUUCUUGGUUAUUUUGGUGGACAUUGUAUCUUAAUGCAAUUGCUUGGACCAUCUUUGGGAUAUUUUCAUUGGUAAGACUUGAAGUUGAUUAUCUCCUAGUUGUGGGAGUUUGUUUGAGCCUUGCCAUUGCCAACAUCAUCGGAUUCACCAAAUGUCGUAAAGAUGCCAAGAACAAGAUUCAGGCGUUUGCCUCUAGGACCAUUGCUUCUCGUUUUUCAUCUACUCUACAGUCAGCAUUUAGCUUGGUGUAAGUUGUCUGAGCUGCAAACAGAUUUUAUCAAAAUUUUAUUGCCCAGGUUUCUUUAACUUCUAGGUACUGAAAAACAAUGAAUUCAUUAUGUAAUUUUGUUUUUAAUCGUAGAAUGAAAAAAAGAAAAGAAAAGGAAUUAGAAAUAUGUAUUCUCCUAAACUUAUUGUAAUAAAUUUUAUAACGA
Molecule: messenger RNA, 1118 nt
Organism: Gossypium arboreum
Lineage: Eukaryota; Viridiplantae; Streptophyta; Magnoliopsida; Malvales; Malvaceae
Product: Golgi apparatus membrane protein-like protein ECHIDNA
Exons: 6
Coding region: 384-935 (183 amino acids)
Biological process (GO): protein secretion; vesicle-mediated transport
Cellular component (GO): Golgi membrane
Source: RefSeq, a predicted model, not a curated record